UUCAUCCUCGUCAACUGCCACCCUGUCUUCCUCUCCUUCUUUUUCUCAUUUGCAUUCAGUCUUCAAACACCACACAAUAUUUUACCGAUAUUUUCAUGUCUCAAUCACUCGUGAUAACUUUCCCUCCCUCAGUAUCUCGUGAUAACGAAUAACAAUAAAGAAAAAAAGAACAAUGGAGCGAGGAUGAAGAAGCAGACUCAAACUGAAAUCUGGUUCUUCUUUUCACUGGUCUUCACUCGUCUCAUGCUGCAACCAGUUUCUUUCAAAGUUAACAAAAAAACCACUUAAUUCUCUUUUAUUGCAUUGUUCUGCCUCUCUAUCUCUCUAUCUCUCUCAUUCACUUCCAAUUGCAACAACCCAAACCUUUCUUUUUCUGAAACAAACCCCUUUUAUUAAUUAUUUAUUACUAUUGAAUUAAAUAAACAUUAUCUUCAUUUUCUUAUAUUUAAUGAAUACAUCUUUUCUCAUUCCACAUCUCUCUUCUAUUAAUUAAUCCUCCUUCAUGGACCUGUUUCUUUCUCAGUUUCAGAGCUCUUUCUACCUUCGCUUACCUUCCUCGCUUUCAUUUUUUUAAGAACCCUAAAUUAUUAUUCAGCUGGUGUAGUUUUCAAAUGCACUUUCUGUUCUAAUGAACCAGUGAAAUAAGAAGCCAAAGAGAGAUAGAGAGAGUGACAGAGAGAGAGAAGGUUUCAAAAUGCGUGUCAAGGAAAUGCACCCCUUGUGCUGCAUCUCGCUGGAAAGUCCGGGGAUCGGGAGCGACUCUCCGGAGCCCGAGGCUGCCGCGUUAUCCAGGACCAGGAGUCUCCCGGCCGGUGGAUCUGACGGCAUUGCACGGAGGGGAUCCGAGGACACGGUGGCCGGAGUUCUCUACAAGUGGACCAAUUACGGCAAGGGAUGGAGAUCCCGCUGGUUCCUCCUCCGCAAUGGUGUCCUCUCUUAUGCCAAGAUCUGCUGGCCGGAAAACCUCAACCUCCUCUCUCCAGUGGAUGAGGUGCGUCUCAUCGGAGAAGUCACCGCCAACCGACUUGCCAGAGAUGCUGCUACCAUAAGGCGGAAGAGUCACAAACCUCCUUCCUCUUCUGCCGUAGUGCAUCUCAAGCCCACCAGUGCGAAAAGUCUAACGAAAAUAACACCAAUCUGGAAACUGGAAUCUAGCAGCAACUUGCAUUGGUUUUGCCUUUCAAAGGUCAACAACUCUUCUUCUCCCCGGAUAAAAGGGAAAAACAAAAGGAAGUUGGAGACAAUCUCGUCAUUCAGAGAGAGCAAGUCGGACGAUAGACGGUUCUAUAUAUUCACAGCAACAAAAACUCUCCAUCUGAGAACUGAUUCAAGGAAGGACCGUGUGGCGUGGAUUCAAGCUUUGGUUUCAACCCGAGAAUUAUAUCCACUUCGACCACUCAGCGACCAUCUGUCCCUCGCACCGAAUCAUAUAUCUGUAUCAACCGAAAGGCUUAAGAAACGCUUACUUGAAGAGGGUAGCAGUGAGAGCCUUGUCAAAGAGUGCGAGCAAAUCAUGUUUGCCGAGUUCUCUGAAUUACAAGAGCAACUUCAUAUACUAUGUCAAGAGCGAAGGAAUUUGCUUGAUACAAUAAGGCAGCUGGAGGCUGCUAAUAUUGAACCUGAGGCCUCUGCCUUGCACGACAGUGAAUACCAAUUAACGAAGAAUGGCUUUUCAAGUUUAGGACAUGGAAAAUAUAGCGAAUGCAGUACUACUGAAUCAUCGGAUGAUAUUGAGAAACAGGAGAUGGAGGAAGUGUCAGAUGAAGAUGAAAUCUCAUAUUAUGACACUAAAGAGUACUUUACAGAACUUGGUUUUAGGUGUGGGUCCACAGGAGCUUUGGAUCCAAUGAGCAUGUCUGGGGAAGCUAACACACAGUCCAUUGAUUUGGAGAACAAUCACGUUGGGGAGACGGUCAAUGGUUUUGGGUACCCUCAGAUAGCAAGGCGAAAGAAGCUUCCAGAUCCUGUUGAGAAGGAAAAGGGCGUUAGUCUUUGGUCAAUUAUCAAAGACAACGUGGGCAAAGAUCUCACACGAGUGUGUCUUCCUGUAUACUUUAAUGAGCCAAUUUCAUCUCUUCAGAAAUGUUUUGAGGACUUGGAGUACUCCUUUCUUCUCGAUAGAGCUUAUGAGUACGGGAAAGCGGGAAACGGUCUCCUUCGGGCCCUGAAUGUUGCUGCCUUUGCUGUUUCUGGAUAUGCAUCAUCCGAAGGUCGUCAUUGUAAACCCUUUAAUCCGUUGUUAGGGGAAACUUAUGAAGCGGAUUAUCCUGACAAAGGAGUUCGUUUCUUUUCCGAGAAGGUGAGUCACCAUCCAACUGUCGUUGCCUGCCACUGUCAAGGUAGAGGAUGGAAGUUUUGGGCUGACAGUAACAUUCGGUCAAAAUUUUGGGGAAGGUCAAUUCAGCUUGACCCAGUGGGUGUUCUGACCCUGGAGUUUGAUGACGGUGAAAUAUUUCAGUGGAGCAAGGUCACGACAACAAUUUAUAAUCUUAUCCUUGGGAAAAUAUAUUGCGAUCAUCAUGGAAACAUGGACAUCCGUGGUAAUCGCCAAUAUUCGUGCAGACUUAAGUUCAAAGAACAGACGAUUCUUGAUCGAAAUCCCCACCAGGUGCAUGGCUUUGUUGAAGAUGUAACGGGAAAAAAGGUUGCCACAUUGUUUGGCAAGUGGGAUGACAGCAUGUAUUAUGUUAAUGGUGAAGCGAAUGUGAAACCGAAAGAUUGCACUUUGUCAGACGCAAAUUUGUUGUGGAAAAGAACUAAGCCACCUUCUAAUCUCACCCGGUACAAUCUGACAUCAUUUGCAAUCACACUGAAUGAGCUUACUCCUGGGCUAAAGGAGAAGCUUCCACCCACGGAUUCCAGGCUGAGACCAGAUCAGCGGCAUCUAGAGGAUGGGGAAUACGAGAAGGCUAAUAUCGAAAAACAAAGGUUGGAAAAGAGGCAAAGAAUGUCAAGGAAAAUGCAAGAAAAUGGAUGGCAACCUAGGUGGUUUCGCAGAGAAGGUGAAAACGGAACGUUUCGAUAUAUAGGCGGGUAUUGGGAAGCGAGAGCUCUAGGAAGAUGGAAUGGAUGCCCAAAUAUCUUCGGUGAAGUUUAUGAAGGAAAUUUUGAUCCUUUAGGUGCAUCUUGAUUUUAGUUCAGAUAGCGAUAAUAAUGAAUGCAAAAUUGUGUGUGGAGGGUUUCCUCGAACCUUCUUGCAUGGCAGCAAAUUAUUUUUGCUGAAUCGAAGGGAGGGUAGCCUUUGGGAACCUUCGGAAACGAGGACAGGUUUGUGGAUUGCCCUUGUCUUACACGAAUUUAAUAACAAAAACAAGGAAAGGGAUAACAUAUACAACAUCAGGCGAUUCCAUCUGAGAGUUACUUUCCGAACUUAAAUGAUUUUAAUCGCCUGCGGCUGCUGAAAUUUGUAAUUAGCCUAAUGGACCUAGCAUUACACGUACACAGCUUUUCAGCAGAAAGCACUGUACUGAGAAUAUCAACCGAGGCUGUUACUUCAACUAGAUGAGAAUAUAUUUGAGCAAAGUUUUCAGCUUAGUAACACUUGUUUUAUUAGUUUGUCUAGAUUGUCAGUUUCUUUUUCUUAAAUUUUGCUAGUUAUGUAAUUAUUUGGGGUGUUAGUUCUAUCUUGAUCCUGAUGAUAUAGUCACUGACUUAGCCCAAAGGCAAUCAAUUUAUUUCGUAUUUGUUUUGAUUUUCUAAUUAAUAAAUGGACGACUUGUGUUAUCUCC
This is a messenger RNA of Vigna radiata var. radiata (mung bean), 3728 nucleotides long. Its product is annotated as oxysterol-binding protein-related protein 2A. The record is from RefSeq and is a predicted model, not a curated record. The coding region runs from base 695 to 3130 and encodes 811 amino acids. Gene Ontology annotation, molecular function: sterol binding. Gene Ontology annotation, cellular component: intracellular membrane-bounded organelle; membrane; cytosol. The transcript is spliced from 13 exons. NCBI's taxonomy places the organism in Eukaryota, Viridiplantae, Streptophyta, Magnoliopsida, Fabales, Fabaceae.